This is a messenger RNA of Metopolophium dirhodum (rose-grain aphid), 2966 nucleotides long. RefSeq lists its product as uncharacterized. The transcript has 2 exons. NCBI's taxonomy places the organism in Eukaryota, Metazoa, Arthropoda, Insecta, Hemiptera, Aphididae. Bases 837 to 1874 code for a protein of 345 amino acids. The record is from RefSeq and is a predicted model, not a curated record.
GUACAUAAAAUAUAGUGACCGCCGCGACAACGUGAAGAAACACGCGCAUUGAACGAUACGACGUGGCCACCGCACGAACGCAUCGCACACGCGCCGAAUACAGUUAUUAUAAUUCUAUAUUAUAUUCAUAUUGUUAUAUUAUUAUAUAUACGUGAACACGCCGCGCAUUUAAUAACAAUAACAACAGUAUAUGAUGAUGACAAUAAUAUAAUAAUAAUAAUAAAUUAAUUUAUGUGGGCCGAAGACGAGGACGGAAUGCUCGAUUGGCCGCGUUGACAGAUAAACACAUACAUAUAAUAUUAUAUACCAUGUACUGCGGCAAUCGUACCUAAGUACCUCUAUAUAUAGAUACGCACACGCACGAGGUAGGUACGUACCUAAAUACGAUUGUCGCUUCUCCGGCAGCGGCACACACGCUAUUGUCAUUUGUCAUUCAUACGUGCGCGAAAGUGAUUUGAGUGAAUGUACACGUUCGUUCGACGAUGACCCGGUAAACACGCGGUGAAUCAUAAUCGACUGUAUAUUACUUAUAGUAAUAUAAUGUGGUGACGAGUGCCAAAAAGCCGGCAGACAUGUUAUAGCAGUCCGCAGUGGUCCGUCCGUGGUAAGUCGCAUCCUCGACGCACUUCGUGCGUGUUUCAUCGUUCGUGCUAAAUUUCCGGUUCUGGUGCUCUAAACAAAUUUUUAUUUCACCAUUCCACAACAACUUCGUCGAUACUACUACCACUACUACUGCUAUUAAUAAUAAUAAUUAAAUUCGGACGCGUUCUACCGUUCGCGGUAUAGUGCACCUGUACCGCCAUGCGCCGAAACUUCCGCGACGACCAGUGAUCGCCAUGCGGUGGACCGGGUUCUGUAUCGUGCCGUUGCUCCUACACGCAGUGGCGACGUCAGUGGCGGGACGCUGCGAUGCUGCGGAUGUCCAGCCCGCGGCUUACCGGAGCGAUGACCGAGGUUCGUCGCCGGGACCACUGGGAUUGCGGUCGGUGAUCGCGCGCGCGCUGAGCAGCGUACGCGAAUCGACGACCGACCGUCGGCUGGCGGGCGACUUGUGGCUGGAAACUGUCGACUCCAAUCGCCGUGAUGGAUCGACGGUGGCGUCGAGGUCUCUGCCUGACGAUCUAGUGGCCCAAGCAGACGCAGUUUUCGACAACCAUCGGCUAUCGUGGCGUGACGCUAUAGUCCGAGGACUGGAUUUGAACGUGUACAAGGAUCGGGAGCUGCAACGAUACGUACUCGGCGUAACUCAGCGCACCGGCGAUUCGCAAAGUUUCGUCUCUCGGACUUUUGGCCUACGACGCCGACGAAUGCAAAUGUUCUUUAUGUUACCGGUAAUGUACAAGCUGGGCGUGAUCACCACACUGUUGACCGGUUUGGUCGUGCUCACCCUCAAGGGCGUGACAAUUGGCGUGAUACUGCUCGUCAUAGCCUUGACCGGUUUAGUAGCCAAGCUGUCCAAGUUCCACAAUCCCUACGUGUCACCAAUUCCUGAAGUAUCAGCCUGGUCGGGAUACCAUCACGACCCUUACGACCGUUCAUCGCAACAGCAAUCACCUCCACCACCUUCACAGGAUAAAAACAUACACGUGCACGUGCACACCGCACCCGGUCCUGUGCCGUCAGCGGUCGGUUAUUCGCCUGGUCCUGCGCCGUCAGCGGUCAGCUACUUGAAGGGUCCGCCGCCACUGGAUGACGACGACUUGAAUAACUACAACAAAAAUUAUUAUUAUAACGGUGGCAGACCGUAUUGGAAUCGCGCAGGCGAGGAAUACUAUGACGCCGCCGCAAUAAACCAUCGCGGCGACAACCACCUGCAACUGGGCGCCGAGUCAACGACUGCCAGCAAUAGUGUCUAUCAUCGGUGGUUAGGAUAAUAACCAAUAUUAUAUUAUAAUAUAGCAAAACCUCUGAAUACAGAACACUCAGUCGAUAACAUUUUGUCCGCUGUUUGCGGAGAUUAGUUUGUAGUUAUAGUUCUCAAAAAAACGUCAACGAUUUAGAUGUGUUCGUUAGAGGAGUUUUUACUAUAUUAUUUUAUCUAAAUUAUAUCGAUAUUAUUAAAUGGUGCGUAUCACACGCUUGUUACAAGAAGUGCUUACCCGCGUUUAAUACGAAUGAAAAAAACGUUUUCGUAUAAUUAUUAUUGUAAACAUAAUAUUAUAUAAUAUUGCUAUUAAAUUAUUAUAUUAUAUACUAUUUAACCGUAGCAUACCUUUUAUAUGAAUUGCAACGGUGGGUAGUAUAGUUACUUUACAUAGACAUAAUAUUGCCGUGCUCGGGCACGUUACAAAACACAAUAUCUGGAGGGGGGAGGUAAAUAGCAAUAAAAGUUUUAAAAUUAAAUCUUACAUGGCCGUGUCCAGAAAAACAUUUUUGAAAACAUUUUAUCUUCCCCUCCCCCCGUCACAAACACUGUUUACGUGCCUGACCAUGCGUAAUACUUACAUACUUAUGUUUGUCAAUUACACUAUACUUAGUACUUAAUACAGAAUAGUAGAAUCCUUAUUAGUUGUUAUAGACUAGCUGUUUCCUAUAGUUAUAAGUAGGUGUUAACACUUUUUAUACUGCAAUAUACAAACCAAAACUAUUAUACUAGUAUCUAUUAUUAAUAAAUAUUUUACUAUUACAAAUACCUAUACUCAAUUAAGUUAACAUUAAUAUAUUUUAUAUUUUAUUUUACGAAUGUAACACCUAAUUUAUAGAAAAAAUGAAAUCCUGUCUUUUAAAUUAAAUAUUACAAAUGAUUCGUCAUCUAUCUGUUGAGCUUACCUAUAUAAAACAUCGAAAAUAAGUAUUUUUAAAUACUGUUUAAGAUAUCAAUAUUAUACAGUGUUAUUUUUGUAUAAAAGGCAGUUGACUUAUUAUUUAAUCCGAAAAUGGAAAAAUGAUAUACCUAUUACAACUAUUUGUAUUUUUAUUAUUGUAUAUUUAAAUAGUAGGUAUUUAUAUUGAAAAAUGUAUGUGUU